Molecule: messenger RNA, 1242 nt
Organism: Sander lucioperca (pikeperch)
Lineage: Eukaryota; Metazoa; Chordata; Actinopteri; Perciformes; Percidae
Product: CD276 antigen-like
Exons: 6
Coding region: 88-1242 (384 amino acids)
Source: RefSeq, a predicted model, not a curated record
CACAAUGUUCAAAACAAGGCCAGAAAACAAGACUGUCUAAGUCUGUCUAAACCUAAUUACUCUGCAUGUAAACAUACUGAUUAAUACAUGAUUUAUCUUUCAGAGCCAGACCCCAAAGUGACCGUGGGACAAGACAGUGAUGUUGUGUUACCCUGUUCUCUCAGCACCGAGGAGAACACUGAGUUUAAACUGUUUGACUGGAAGAAAGUUGCUCAGAAAGAUGAUGGUCUGAAGGAGGUGUUCCUGUAUGAUGGAGGCAUUCAUUACAACAACGGUCUAGAUGGUCAGAGUGAAGAGUUCAAAGGUCGAGUCUCUCAUUUUCCAGAUGAACUGAAAUACGGCGACGCCUCCAUAAUCAUCAGAAAUACAACGAUAUCUGAUAAUGGAGUCUACACCUGUGCUUUUCCUCGUCUUCAGCCACCUCAAACAUUCUACAUUGAGCUUGUUGUUGUUCCUGUUUUAAAAGACAGAUCAGGUGAAAACAUCCCAGGUUCGGCUCCAAAACCAUCCAUCACAUCACUUAAGGAAACAAAGGACUGGAGGCUGCUGCAGUGUGAGGUUCAGGGCAAACCAAAACCUGAAGUAAAGUGGCAGGACAGUGAUGGAAACAAUCUUCCUGCUGAGAAGCCACAGGUCACAAUAAAAAGAGGCCUUUUCUCCAUCACUCUCAACACUACUGUGACCAAGAGCGACCGCUAUCGCUGUGUAGCCAAACAGGAGAAAAUCAGGCAUCAGGUUUCUGCUGAGAUUGAUGUGUAUAUCCAUGGACCAACAGUCAUCACAGUUGAAGGAGGGACUGAUGUCAUGUUACCCUGCUCUCUCAGCACCAAGGAGAACAUUACUUCAAAACUCUUUGACUGGAAGAAAGUUGCUCAGAAAGAUGAUGGUCUGAAGGAGGUGUUCCUGUAUGAUGGAGGCAGUCAUUACAACAACGGUCUAGAUGGUCAGAGUGAAGAGUUCAAAGGUCGAGUCUCUCAUUUCCCAGAUGAACUGAAAGACGGCAACGCCUCCAUAAUCAUCAGAAAUACAACGCUGGUUGACAGUGGAGACUACACCUGUUAUUUUCCAAAUCUUCAGCCACCUCAAACAUUCUACAUUGAUCUUGUCGUUGCGUCUCCCAAUGGAUGGAUUGUUGCUGGUGCAGUUCUAGCUGUUGCUGUUGUUGUUAUUGUUCUAGCUGCUGCUGUUCUUCUAGCCAAGUAUAAAAAAGCUUGUUCCAAAGAGCAGUACCACAGUAAGUGA